This is a messenger RNA of Zalophus californianus (California sea lion), 1599 nucleotides long. It is a transcript of the gene DRD4, whose product is annotated as dopamine receptor D4. Gene Ontology annotation, biological process: adenylate cyclase-inhibiting dopamine receptor signaling pathway; adenylate cyclase-activating adrenergic receptor signaling pathway. The transcript has 5 exons. Gene Ontology annotation, molecular function: G protein-coupled receptor activity; dopamine neurotransmitter receptor activity, coupled via Gi/Go. Bases 434 to 1516 code for a protein of 360 amino acids. The record is from RefSeq and is a predicted model, not a curated record. Gene Ontology annotation, cellular component: plasma membrane. NCBI's taxonomy places the organism in Eukaryota, Metazoa, Chordata, Mammalia, Carnivora, Otariidae.
CUGGCUAACUCUGUGUCCUGUGCAUCUGGUCUACAAUAGUCCUACCUACGGACCUGGGACCCUGCCCCCAGAGGGCCCCCCCCCCACCACCGAGCUCCCACAGUCAUGUGUUGGCAGGUGGGGGUGAUGGACCCGAGAUGGCCCCAAGAUCCAGUGAGUUUGUGGGUUUGGCAGGUGCAGGCUGAGAGGUGAAGAAGGCAGUGACUCAGGGCCGUUGCAUUUGUCCACCUGCCCGUCUCCCGGAGCGCGAAAGUCCAAGACUGGCAAAGACCGGGUGCACCUUAGAGCGCUCGGGGCCCACCCAGCCGGGCGGAUCAGGGCGGGACUCCGGCCGGGCUCGCGGCGUGCCUGGGGGGCGGGGCUCCCGGGUUCGCGACUCGGGCACUGUCCGCGGUGCUGAGCGCCCGCCGGGGCACAUGGGGACAGGUGCGCCAUGGGGAACCGCAGCGCGGCGGACGCGGGCGGGCUGCUGGAGGGGCGCGGGCCGGGAACCGGCGGCGGCGCGGGAACUCCCGCGGCGGCGGCGGCGCUGGCGGGGGGCGUGCUGCUCAUCGGCGCGGUGCUCGCGGGGAAUGCGCUCGUGUGCGUCAGCGUGGCGGCCGAGCGAGCCCUGCAGACGCCCACCAACUACUUCAUCGUGAGCCUGGCAGCCGCCGACCUCCUACUCGCCCUGCUCGUGCUGCCUCUCUUCGUCUACUCCGAGGUCCAGGGCGGCGUGUGGCUGUUCAGCCCCGGCCUCUGCGAUGCGCUCAUGGCCAUGGACGUCAUGCUGUGCACCGCCUCCAUCUUCAACUUGUGCGCUAUCAGCGUGGACAGGUUCGUGGCCGUGGCCGUGCCGCUGAGCUACAACCGCCAGAGCGGCGGCGGGCGCCAGCCGCUGUUCAUCGGCGCCACAUGGCUGCUGUCGGCGGCGGUGGCGGCGCCCGUGCUGUGCGGCCUCAACGACGCGCGCGGCCGCGACCCCGCCGUAUGCCGCCUGGAGAACCGCGACUACGUGGUCUACUCGUCCGUGUGCUCCUUCUUCCUGCCCUGCCCGCUCAUGCUGCUGCUCUACUGGGCCACGUUCCGGGGCCUGCGGCGCUGGGAGGCCGCCCGUCGCGCCAAGCUGCACGGCCGGGCGCCGCGCCGGCCCAGCGGCCCCGGCCCGCCGCCCGCCGAGGCCACCGAGACCCCCGAGGCCAUUCCGCCCCCCGAGGCCGUUGCGCCCCCCGACGCCAUCCCGGCCGAGCCCCCGCUGCAGGGAAGCAAAAGGAGGCGCGCCAAGAUCACCAGCCGGGAGCGCAAGGCCAUGAGGGUCCUGCCUGUGGUGGUCGGGGCCUUCCUGGUGUGCUGGACCCCCUUCUUUGUGGUGCACAUCACCCGGGCACUGUGUCCCGCCUGCGCCGUGCCUCCGCAGCUGGUCAGCGCGGUCACCUGGCUGGGCUACGUCAACAGCGCCCUCAACCCCCUCAUCUACACUGUCUUCAACGCCGAGUUCCGCACGGUGUUCCGCAAGGCCCUUCGCAUCUGCUGCUGAGCCGCCCCUCACCCGCACCCCCAGAGUCCUCUGCGAGGACCUGGCCAUGCCUCAGGGGGCAGGACCCCAGCAAGGGAGGGGGC